GUAAUUUUGUCAGGCGUCUUGCAACAUGGAUACAAACACGCAUGCGCGCAGAAUUACUAAGCAAAAUGGCAGCAAACAUGAAUGUCUCGGGAUGCACUGAUGUACCACAUAACAAGAAGAAUUAUGGAGUCCCGGAUCUUAUGGCUGAAGGACCAACUGGAGUCAAAUCUGGCAUAGUUGCAUCUCACCCUCUUGAAAAAUCAGAGAAAAAUUUCUGGAAGAAUCAGCAGGAACAGGAGUUUGCCAAUUUGAGGAAGCUGCAGGGAUUGCACGCACCUCUCCGACUCAUGAUGGAACGAAGUAUAGUUACGCAGGAUGAGAAUCCUGGUAUAUUGCCACAGUCUAACGCCUUAGCUGAUGCUCUUUCAGGAAGAGAUAACGUCAUUGGAUAUGAAGAUAUCCUCAAUGUACCUGAAAACAGCGAGAUGAUGGGUAACCCUCAUGCGAUGUAUGAACGAAAGAUGGGUAUCCUUUGAUGAACAGUGUAUCAACACAAGAUGUCUCACUUGUGAUGCAAUGGUAGAAGGCCCUGGCUGCCAGGCAGUGUUGUAUUUAAUGUUUAUUUGUAAAUGACAUGUAAAAAACAUGUAGACUGUAACAAUAAUGAGAAGAUAUUUGCUCAUCUUUAUGAUUUCCAAAAUCAAUGAGAUAGGCAAAUCUAGAAAGCUUAGAGAUAAUUAAUUAGCAAUGUUUCAUACUAUAAAUCAGAUAUCAGAUUCAUAUGGCUACACUAUAUUACAUGAUGAUUUUUUUUUUGUGCUCACAAUCUUUGCUGUAGAUAAAGCAUAUUUGUAUGCAUUUAGUUUAAUGCUUGUGAUGUGUUACAUAAUGUUAAUUAUACAAUAUCAUUGUAAUAAAAAAGCUCUUUUUGGUAGAUUUCAGAGAACUAGAAACAAGAAAUGUAUGACUGGAAGAUUCUUUUAUGUUUUAUAUUUAUCAGUUUUAUCCAAUUCAUGUGUCAUGAAAUAUGAAAAAAAGAAAACAUAAUACACAUUAAACAAUAUCAAGUAAAUAUUGGACCUGAAAAUUAUGCUACUGACAAGAUGUGAUAAGGUGAAAAAUUCUUAAUUCACUGUGGGACACAAGUUAUAAAUCAUAACUGAUUUAGGCUCUAGAUAGAUUACUCUUACUAUUAGAUAAUGAUAAAUUAGUGAAUAAUUUUGAAGUUGUCUAAGAAUUGAGUUCGGUACUUGUUUGCAGAUUUCAUCAUGAUUCUAUUUUGGCUACUCAUUUAUUUUCUAGACAAUACUAAUAGCAUUGUUGGUAAAGAUUUUAAAUUUUCAAUACCUUGUCAUAAAGAUGAUUGUGAUACUGUACGUCACUAAUCUUUUUGAUGAACUUGUGUUCAGUGAAGAUCUAUAUUAUCCAGUAUAAAACUUGUUUCAAUGUAUUAAAUUACUACUUAUAUUUCAGAAAAGAUUCCAUUGGUUGCAAGGACUAUUUUUAUCCAACUAUUAUAUCAUUUCUUUAAUUUCAGUGGUUGCUUUUUAUGGUAUUAUAUUGCCACGUAUUCAUCAAGUUUUGUCCAACUGACUAAAUUUCAUCCACAGAGGGGGUACUUCUACUUUGUAACUCAAGUUGGAAUGUUCUAUUUAUUCAUGAUCUCAAUAAUUGUUACUGGAUGAGAACUUGAGAAGUUAAAUACCUUUGGGCAAUCAGUGAAUUCCAUGCAUGUUACUGAUGUUACUGAUUUCUUUUUUUUUUCACUUUACACAUUGUAAAUAAAAUAACCAACCAAUAAAAAGAUGUAAAAUAUGA
Molecule: messenger RNA, 1758 nt
Organism: Lytechinus variegatus (green sea urchin)
Lineage: Eukaryota; Metazoa; Echinodermata; Echinoidea; Temnopleuroida; Toxopneustidae
Gene: pomp
Product: proteasome maturation protein-like
Exons: 6
Coding region: 42-476 (144 amino acids)
Biological process (GO): proteasome assembly
Cellular component (GO): nucleus; cytoplasm
Source: RefSeq, a predicted model, not a curated record